GGUGGAGACCUCAGCAGUAAACGACAUCAAUAAAACUGUAAACGACAUGCGUUUUAAAUUUGGACAAAGUUCAAACGACGAAUCGUUUUAAAACAGUUACCGAAGAUCGGAGACACAGGACACAGCUUUUUUAGCUAACCUUCAAAUCCCUAACUUCUUCUCCUAUUCAUCCCUUUCGCAUGCUCUUUCUUCUUCGAUCUCCAUAGCUAAUUUUCAGUUCUUCACCAUCAAUCACUUCUUUUCUAACCAUAAAUAAGCCGAUACGAUCUUACCAUCUCCUAAUUCCACUCUCUGAUGGCUUCCGCUUUAGCUGCUCACUCUUCAUUUGCUUUCUCUCCCUCUUCGCGUCUAAAAUCCUCCGUUCCGCAUCCCUCGCCUGCGUUUUCUCCAUCCGGUCACCGCUUGCUCGCUUCCUUCCCUGAAUUCAGAGGCUUGAAGAUCCAAAUGCCUUCUCCCAAGUUGUCCUUGCUCUCCACCGGUGCCAGGAAUUCUAGGGUUUCUCGACGGAGCGGUGGCCGCGUUGUCUGUGAAGCUCAGGAGACUACGAUUGACAUUCCUGCUGUGACUGAUGCAACGUGGCAGUCACUUGUCCUCAAGGCUGAUGGACCUGUGCUGGUUGAGUUUUGGGCUCCUUGGUGCGGGCCAUGCCGAAUGAUUCAUCCAGUAGUAGCUGAAUUAUCGGUGGAAUAUGCUGGAAAACUCAAGUUCUUCAAAUUGAAUACUGAUGAAAGUCCAUCUAUUGCAAGCAAAUAUGGAAUACGAAGCAUUCCAACAAUCAUGAUCUUUAGCAAUGGUGAGAAGAAAGAUGCAGUCAUUGGUGCUGUGCCCAAAACAACUCUAACUACCACCAUUGGGAAAUUCUUGUAGAGGAAGGUAACAUACUCUUUUAACCAACAUUUUCUGUUUUAUAUCCUUUGAGCCUCACUUUUGUUUCCCUUUCUCUCUAGGAGUUCGCAAAUUUAAUCUCCUUGUAUAAUUAUGGAUCCUGCCCGUCCUUAACCUUCUGUUGAAGUUUUACUUCUGUGAGAAUAAGUGUUAUCUUGCCUGAAGAUUUCCUCCACUAAAUAAGUAUUAUCUUUUGUCAA
Messenger RNA from Manihot esculenta (cassava), 1085 nucleotides. Its product is annotated as thioredoxin 1. The record is from RefSeq and is a predicted model, not a curated record. Gene Ontology annotation, cellular component: cytoplasm. Bases 295 to 867 code for a protein of 190 amino acids. The transcript has 2 exons. Gene Ontology annotation, molecular function: oxidoreductase activity, acting on a sulfur group of donors, disulfide as acceptor; protein-disulfide reductase activity. NCBI's taxonomy places the organism in Eukaryota, Viridiplantae, Streptophyta, Magnoliopsida, Malpighiales, Euphorbiaceae.